AUGGGUGGCACUAUAUUCCAUCGUAAAACUAAGGAAGAAAAAUAUGGGCCUGGAAUUCAAGGAGCUGCUGGUGAUGAAUAUGAUGAGCAAGAGUGUCAACAACAACAAGAACAACAGCAGCAGCAAGAUGAAGUAGAUGCAUCUGAAUUUGAAGAUGAUGAUAUUCUGCCUCCUGUGGUGAGAAACCGUAGGCCAAAGGAAAAUAAGUUUACACAGCAGAGGCUUGCUGCCAUUGAUCCUGUUUUCACACCGAGUAUUGUUGUGCCUUUAUAUUUAUUGAUUGCUGUAGUAUUCGUUAUUGUCGGAGGUUGUUUGUUGUCCGUAUCCUCCAGAGUGAAUGAAAUUAAGUUAUAUUAUGAAGAAUGUAGCACUCAAGCUCCAACUAAUGAUUGGGGGGAUAUGCCUAAACAUGCCUAUGAUUUCUAUUAUCAUCAGUAUCAACAGUUUAACGUGUCUCCACAAUGGAAAUUUGUGGACGACCCAAAUGAUGAUUUCCAUGAAAAAGGAACAUGUCAAAUCAGAUUCACAGUUCCGAUUAAAUUUAAAAAUACUGUUUUUGUAAAUUAUUUGUUGGAAAAAUUUUAUGCCAACCAUAGAAGAUACGUUCUAUCUUAUAAUGAAGAUCAAAUAAGAGGGAAGCCGGCUUCUUAUCAUGAUGUCCAUGGCCAUACCGGUAUCAAUUGUAAGCCGUUAUCAAGAAAUAACGAGAAUGGUAAAGUGUAUUACCCUUGUGGGUUGAUUGCUAACUCCAUGUUUAAUGAUACCUAUCCAAUGGAAUUAGUUAAUGUUCAAGAUCCGACAAACAAUUACCAAUUAACAAACAAGGGGAUCAAUUAUCACUCAGAUAGAGAAAGAUUUAGAAAGACAAGAUAUAAUCACACAGAAAUCUCUCCACCACCCAAUUGGGUUAGGCAGUUCCCAAAUGGUUACAAUGAGACAAACAUACCAGAUAUACAAGACUGGGAAGAAUUCCAAAAUUGGAUGAGGCCUGCAGCUUUUGAUAAAUUCGCAAAACUAAUCAGACGUAAUCACACAGAAGACCUUUUACCAGGUGUUUAUCAAAUUGAUAUUGGAUUGCAUUGGCCUGUGACAGAAUUCCAUGGUAGAAAAGCGGUUUAUAUCACUCAUAGUUCUCAAUUGGGUGGUAAAAAUCCUUUCCUAGGUAUCGUCUAUUUGAUUGGUGGUUGUUUAUGUUGUGCAAUGGCUGUGACAAUUGUUGGGUUUUAUAUGAUUAGUAGCAGACGUAUCGCAGAUCCAUCACAAUUAUCUUGGAAUAGGCCGAAAUUAAAUUGA
Henningerozyma blattae CBS 6284 is the source of this 1293-nucleotide messenger RNA. RefSeq names its product CDC50/LEM3 family protein. NCBI's taxonomy places the organism in Eukaryota, Fungi, Ascomycota, Saccharomycetes, Saccharomycetales, Saccharomycetaceae. The record is from RefSeq and is a predicted model, not a curated record. Bases 1 to 1293 code for a protein of 430 amino acids. The transcript has a single exon. Gene Ontology annotation, cellular component: endoplasmic reticulum; Golgi apparatus; plasma membrane.